UCCGCUGUCCUUCUCUCCGCCCUGGCUGGCGGCGCUGCGGCGCAAGAUUCCCACACGUGGAACGGCCAGUACGAGUAUGGAAACAUGUUCUACAGCGGCCCGACGGCCGACGGUGUCUACAUCACCAAGGCGACGUACUCGCUGGUGGCUCCCAAGACGCCCACCGGCGCGGCGACCAGCGGCGGUAACGAGGAGCUCGCCUUCUGGAUCGGUAUCCAGAACUCCCCGAACGGUGGAGAUGUCCUGAACGAGAACUUCGUCCAGCCCCUUCUCAACUGGGCGCCCUCGCAGAAGGACACUGGCUGCGAUGCCACUGAGAAGCAGUGGUGCAUCACCACCAGCACCUACACUCCCCAGGGCCAGCUGCCUGCUGGCUACAAGCCCCUCGACCCCGGCGCGUCCGUCGACUUUGAGAUUGUUGUCGACGGCUCCGUCACGCAGACCGUCUACGUUGACGGCGAGGUCUACCAGCAGCAGACGGACAGCGAGGGCAUGAAGCCCGGCGUCUUCUACGGCUCCAACGAGUGCUACCUCCAGAACUGCGGUUCGCUGGACGCGUACUCGUACACCGACAUCGUCGUCGAGCUGUCCGAGGCCGACCCCAACUUCGGCGACACCCUGUCCCUCACUGGCGCCACCAGCGACGGCUUCACCACCAGCGAUGGCGGCAAGACCUGGAAGAACGCCAAGAUCACGAUCAACAAGGACACCCUGGCUUAAGAUGGUGCAGCGGGUUCUGCACUAGCCGGUGUUUGUUUUACUUUCG
Messenger RNA from Aplosporella prunicola CBS 121167, 766 nucleotides. RefSeq lists its product as uncharacterized. The coding region runs from base 85 to 720 and encodes 211 amino acids. The record is from RefSeq and is a predicted model, not a curated record. NCBI's taxonomy places the organism in Eukaryota, Fungi, Ascomycota, Dothideomycetes, Botryosphaeriales, Aplosporellaceae. The transcript is spliced from 3 exons.